This is a messenger RNA of Parastagonospora nodorum SN15, 618 nucleotides long. RefSeq lists its product as hypothetical. NCBI's taxonomy places the organism in Eukaryota, Fungi, Ascomycota, Dothideomycetes, Pleosporales, Phaeosphaeriaceae. The record is from RefSeq and is a predicted model, not a curated record. The transcript is spliced from 2 exons. The coding region runs from base 1 to 618 and encodes 205 amino acids.
AUGGCUCCAUCAGAAGCAGCACAAAGCAAGCCGUGCUUACGUCGUCUUGAGAACGGCUUGAUCGACGUAACGCCUACAGGCGACUACAUCGCGAUUACGGAGAGGAACUCAACACAAUCGCCGCUAUUACGACUACCCGCUGAAAUACGCAACAUCAUUUUCGAAUAUGUCGUGAGUGGCCAUACCAUCAGAAUGAUCAGCGAAAGGGGUACAUCGUGUUGGCCACUUGCCAAACGACAUCGUUUCAGUUUGGCGCGUGUAUCUCGACAAACCUACAACGAGACGGCGUUGUUGACCUAUACAGGGAACACUCUGUUAUUCAUGUACCCGGACGGCAUCGAAAUAUUGACAACGCCCUCUUCAUCACUCAAUCGGAUGUUGAUUCGCAACAUAGGGGUCAUCGGAUCCGGUACGGGUAUAUGGCCGGAACCCUGGGUCAUCCCACUAUUGAACACUUAUUUCCCCUACCUUACAAAGAUGGACAUCCAGCCCGUGGGUCAAUUGAACGCGGAAACACGGUCUUUUAUCGAAUCUCUCGGCGGAACCGUACAUGUACAUAUUAGGGAAGUGACUGAUCACGAAGACUGGCUUGAAAUGUGGAUGCGCUGUGCGGAUUAG